This is a messenger RNA of Cephus cinctus (wheat stem sawfly), 2826 nucleotides long. RefSeq names its product phosphatidylinositol transfer protein beta isoform (gene vib). The coding region runs from base 173 to 988 and encodes 271 amino acids. Gene Ontology annotation, molecular function: phosphatidylcholine binding; phosphatidylinositol binding; phosphatidylinositol transfer activity. The record is from RefSeq and is a predicted model, not a curated record. The transcript has 6 exons. NCBI's taxonomy places the organism in Eukaryota, Metazoa, Arthropoda, Insecta, Hymenoptera, Cephidae. Gene Ontology annotation, cellular component: cytoplasm. Gene Ontology annotation, biological process: phospholipid transport.
CUCGUAAGCCCCUUUAGGUCUUAGAUUGUGUCAGUCGCUCGGCAAAGCAGCAGGUAGUACUUGUGUGUGUGGCUUUGACAAGAAGAUACCGCGAGCAAAUCUACAGAAGGAAGGGUGGUCGUUUUUCACGUCAAAGUCAUUCUCUCGCGGUCCAUGUGCUCUACUGAAUAAAAUGCUCAUCAAGGAAUUCCGUGUUACCCUGCCUCUUACCGUCGAAGAGUACCAAGUUGCUCAACUGUACUCAGUAGCAGAGGCAAGUAAGAAUAAUACAGGAGGUGGUGAGGGUAUAGAGGUUUUGAAGAAUGAACCAUUUACGGACUACCCAUUACUUGGUGGAAAAUAUUCCUCAGGUCAAUAUACGUACAAGAUCUACCAUUUGGCAAGUAAAGUGCCAAGCUUCAUCCGACUUUUGCUACCAAAAAAUUCCCUCGAGAUCCAUGAAGAAGCCUGGAAUGCCUAUCCUUAUUGCAAAACUGUUAUAACUAAUCCUGGUUACAUGAAAGACAAUUUCGUCAUCAUGAUUGAAUCCUUCCAUAUUGGUGAUGUUGGAAAUCAACAUAAUGUGCACGAGCUGUCUGCGGAUAAAUUAAAAGUUAGAGAGGUCGUUCAUAUAGACAUAGCAAAUGAUCCAAUUCCAACCGCUGACUAUAAAGUCGAUGAGGAUCCGACAAAGUUUAAGUCCCAAAAAACGGGUAGGGGACCACUCGUUGGCAAAGACUGGAAGACCAAGGUUCAGCCAGUAAUGACCUGUUACAAGUUAGUCACUUGCGAAUUUAAGUGGUUCGGCCUUCAGACAAGAGUUGAAAGCUUCAUCCAGAAGUCCGAGAGGCGUCUCUUCACGAAUUUUCACAGACAGGUGUUCUGCUGGAUAGAUCGUUGGUACGGACUCACAAUGGAAGACAUUAGAGCCAUUGAAGAUAAUACGAAGGACGAAUUGGACAGGCAACGGCACGAGGGCGAAGUUCGGGGUAUGCGCGCUGAAGAUUGAGGCUUUAAUAGCUACUGUUAAGUAAGAUUAAACCAAUUUCACUAUAUCCAAUAAUGACACACACAUUACACAUAUUACACACGCGAUCGUCGUUGAUCGGGACAGUUUUCACAAUUUGUCUAGAUUCAGUGUCUAAUUAUUAUUACUACUGCGAACUUUAAUUUAUUUACCUUUACAAGCGUUUUAGAUAAAUGUACCUACAGUCAAAGAUUAUUAUUAUUAUUAUUAUUAUUAUUAUUGUACAAUAUUACACGCGAUAAGAAGAAACCGAUGCAAGAUGGAAUCUGUUCGCAAGUAAUGAUAACGCGUAAACGCCUGAGUCUGAUAGGAGACCGAUAUAGAAAAAAUUGAUAAUUAUUAAUACUAUAGUAGUUGGAUAAUAUUAACGAUUAACGUUUGUUAACGAGCAAUUACCAGAUGCUUGCUAUAACAAAGUGCGAGCUCUCCCGUUCAUGGAUAGUUGCGCAAAAUUGCAGUCAAUUUAAAUGAAAAAAUCCGCAUGUUUCAAAAGUCCGAUAGGAAUGGGAUAAAAAUGGAAGAAAAAAGCAAAGAAAAGAAAGUAUAAGAAACAAUAUGAUUCGGUGUCGAUCAAGUUUAAAUUUGGGUGAGAUUCGGUGCGUGCAUCGUUAAAUGGCUUGACAUAUGAUCUUCCUGAGGUUUACAAAAUGAAUUUAAUUGAAAAAAGAAAGCUUGAAGAUAAAAAAACUAAAUAAAGGAUAAUGGCUAUUGAAAUCUAUACACAGUGUCCGUUGAAAAUUCGUCUUCGAUGUUCUCGCGUAAAUGUUUCUCUCGAUCGUCAUACCAAUAAUUAAUAUUGCCAAGCAUAAUAUUGUGUCGUCGAUUAUAUCAUAUAGAAAUGUAGCGCCAGGGUAAAUAGAACGUGUGUGCGACACGAUCGAUAAAACCAUCGUAGAACUUUUGUCAUUUCAUUUUUGGCAGAAGGCACCGACGACUUGGGGCGUCUCCUGCGGCGCCUUCGAAAUUACAUCCACUGCGGCAAUUGCAUAAAUGUCAAUUCGAUGAAUUCGCCGCGUCGUAGAUUUUCUUUAGGACACUUCCCCAAAACCAAAAGAAAACAAUUAUAAGAUAAUUAAAAGAAAAAAUUAGAGAUGUUCAUCAACAAACACGACGCAAUAUUCUUCAAUAUCUUUUCCAUUAGGUUUUUGGAUUUUAUGUUUUUAUCCGUGCAUUUAAUCAGACAUCAGAGACACUAGUGAAUUUUCGUAUUAGGCUGCGAUGAGAAAAGUCACGUUUAAACAUUACCAGUUGUUUAAUGAACGUAUGAAUAUGAAAAUAAUCAAUGUAAAUCUAACGAAUUGAAGGGAAAACAAAAAAUAUAUAUAUAGGCAUAUGAAAAUAAUUCUAGCCUUGCGCCAAAUGGGUGUUAUGGACAUGAAAUUAGACUAUGUUUCAAUUUUGAUGACAGUGCAGAAGUGGUUGAACGUUUAAACGGUAUAAAAGUGUUAUGUAUAUAAAUAAGGCGCACGAUGAAAUUGGAACUGAAAAUAUAAGAGUACGACGUGGAACGCGGCCGUUCAUGAUGAAAAUGAGCCGAAAAAAAUAUACAUAAAAUAAUUGACUUUUCCACGACUACCCGGCACGAUCUCAAAGAAACUUAACACUGGCUAUAGCUAUUAAAUAAUUAUGAACCAGGCUUUAUCCGUAGCUUUUAAUGUCGAUUAAGAUUUCCCGUAUACGCUUAAAAAAAGAAACUCGAAUAACAGUUGCUUGCACAAACUAAACACAUUAUGCGUACCUUUAUGUUACUGUUUAUAGUUUAAGAUACGUAGCCAUAUCUUUGUUUCAUGUUGCAAUAGAGAACAUGUGAUUGUUUUCAA